AUGCUGUGUAGCAAGGAGUUGCAGGAUGCUGCGGCGUUGUUGCUGCUGCUGCUGCUGCUGCUGCUGACCUUCAGCUUCUUGACCGGCACCUCCACCGUUCCAUUAUUGUUGCUCGCCGGCCGCUGUCUGACAGGGGCGCUCUGCAGAAUUGGGGGGGAUUGGAGAUCGAUCGUGCUCCGUGAGAGCGGCUACCGCCCGGUUCAUAUGAUCGACGACCCACGGGUGGCGUCCCGAAAGAAGGGACGGAAAGCAAAAGGCUGCUUCAGAGUCGAGACCUCAUCGGACGCAGUGGAUCCUCCAUUCGACAACGACGGCAAUUUCAAGGAACCCGCAAGCUAA
This is a messenger RNA of Lasiosphaeria miniovina, 339 nucleotides long. RefSeq lists its product as uncharacterized. The coding region runs from base 1 to 339 and encodes 112 amino acids. The transcript has 3 exons. The record is from RefSeq and is a predicted model, not a curated record. Lineage: Eukaryota; Fungi; Ascomycota; Sordariomycetes; Sordariales; Lasiosphaeriaceae.